CGGAGCCACUGGCCCCGCCCCGCCGCUCGGGUUCUGGCAAUUUAACCUGUGGCUCCCCAAGAUGGCGCGGGUGCUGAAGGCCGCUGCCAGUGCUGCAGGGUUUUAUUUCAAACACCAAACUCUGGUCCAGGCAGGAAGAGCUUUUUCCACCUCGCAGCCCCUGCAUCAGCCGGACAACCCUGUAUGGAAAGUGGGCCGGCUCAACCACGUAGCCAUAGCCGUGCCAGACUUGCCAAAGACCAUGGCAUUUUAUCGGAAUGUUAUGGGGGCCAAGGUGAGUGAGGCGGUCCCUCUUCCCGAACAUGGAGUCUCCGUUUCUUUUGUCGACCUGGGAAAUACCAAGAUGGAGCUGCUUCAUCCGCUGGGAGAUGAGAGUCCCAUUGAAGGUUUCUUGAAGAAGCAUAAGGCUGGAGGGAUACAUCACAUCUGCAUUGAGGUGGACAAUAUAAAGGCGGCCGUGAUAGAAUUGAAAAAAAAGAAGAUCCGCAGUCUGACCGAGGAUACUAAAAUAGGAGCGCAUGGAAAACCAGUGAUUUUUCUUCAUCCCAAGGACUGUGGUGGCGUCCUUGUAGAACUGGAGCAAGUUUGACUUCUGUGCGCAAGAAAUGUAAUCAACCUGAAGAACUCUUCUCUUCGCAAACACUAUCAAAUGUAUCAUGGUACUGAUUCCAUCACUCUUAAAGUUUCACAGUGGAAAAUUAAAUCACAGAAAGGCUGAAAUGUA
Perognathus longimembris pacificus (Pacific pocket mouse) is the source of this 724-nucleotide messenger RNA. RefSeq names its product methylmalonyl-CoA epimerase (gene Mcee). The transcript has 3 exons. Lineage: Eukaryota; Metazoa; Chordata; Mammalia; Rodentia; Heteromyidae. Gene Ontology annotation, cellular component: mitochondrion. Gene Ontology annotation, molecular function: methylmalonyl-CoA epimerase activity. Bases 62 to 589 code for a protein of 175 amino acids. The record is from RefSeq and is a predicted model, not a curated record. Gene Ontology annotation, biological process: L-methylmalonyl-CoA metabolic process.